AUGGCCGGCGCUAGUGUCUCCGAAUCAGAUCGCUUCCGCCAUCUACCAGCAUGUCUCCCUCCCAUGUUCUCCCUGAGUCUUCCGGGCGUGAUCCGCAGGAACGCCGUUUUCCUGACCACCAUCUUCGCCAGUGCCUUUGCUUUCGAAAUUGCCUUCGAUUCUGCUUCCAACAAGGUCUGGGACUCGUUGAACCGCGGUCGGCAAUGGAAGGAUAUCAAGCACCGGUACAUCGUUAAGGAGGAGGAGGAUGACGACUAG
Aspergillus tanneri is the source of this 258-nucleotide messenger RNA. It is a transcript of the gene QCR9, whose product is annotated as cytochrome b-c1 complex subunit 9. The record is from RefSeq and is a predicted model, not a curated record. Lineage: Eukaryota; Fungi; Ascomycota; Eurotiomycetes; Eurotiales; Aspergillaceae. Gene Ontology annotation, biological process: mitochondrial electron transport, ubiquinol to cytochrome c. Bases 1 to 258 code for a protein of 85 amino acids. The transcript has 5 exons.